AUGGUGGAUAUUAUUUUCAGCUCUUCUUUCUUGGGUGAUAUGGGGGAUCAUUCCAAAAAGAAGCCAGGAUUCGCCAUGUGUGUGGGAUGCGGAAGCCAGAUCCAUGACCAGUACAUACUGAGAGUCUCCCCGGACUUGGAGUGGCACGCAGCCUGCCUCAAGUGUGCAGAGUGCAGUCAAUACCUAGACGAGAGCUGCACUUGCUUCGUGCGGGACGGCAAAACCUACUGCAAAAGAGACUAUGUCAGGCUCUUCGGUAUUAAAUGCGCAAAGUGCAAUUUGGGCUUCAGCAGCAGCGACUUGGUGAUGAGGGCCCGGGAAAACGUUUACCACAUCGAGUGCUUCCGCUGCUCGGUGUGCAGCCGGCAGCUGCUACCCGGCGACGAGUUCUCUCUGCGGGAAGACGAGCUUCUAUGCCGGGCCGAUCACAGCCUGCUGCUGGACAGAGGUUCCGCCGGAAGUCCCGUCAGCCCCGGACACAACAUACACUCCAACAGAGCCAUGCACCUGGCAGAGCCGGUAACUGUGCGGCAGGCCCCGCAUCGCAACCACGUGCACAAGCAGUCGGAGAAGACGACGCGGGUGCGCACGGUGCUGAACGAGAAGCAGCUGCACACGCUGCGGACGUGCUACAACGCCAACCCGCGGCCCGACGCACUCAUGAAGGAGCAGCUGGUGGAGAUGACCGGCCUGAGCCCCAGAGUCAUCCGCGUGUGGUUCCAGAACAAGCGGUGCAAGGACAAGAAGAAGUCAUUGCUCAUCAAGCAGCUCCAACAACAGCAGCACAGUGAUAAGACUAACCUGCAGGGCCUAACGGGAACACCUCUGGUGGCCGGGAGUCCCAUUCGGCAUGAGAGCACAGUUCAGGGCAACCCGGUGGAGGUGCAGACCUAUCAGCCGCCAUGGAAAGCGCUUAGUGAGUUUGCUCUGCAGAGUGACCUGGACCAACCCGCCUUUCAACAACUGGUGUCUUUCUCAGAGUCAGGCUCUCUGGGUAACUCAUCAGGAAGUGACGUCACAUCAUUAUCAUCUCAGUUACCGGACACCCCCAACAGUAUGGUACCUAGCCCGGUGGAGACGUGA
This is a messenger RNA of Nerophis lumbriciformis (worm pipefish), 1083 nucleotides long. Lineage: Eukaryota; Metazoa; Chordata; Actinopteri; Syngnathiformes; Syngnathidae. The record is from RefSeq and is a predicted model, not a curated record.